This is a messenger RNA of Brugia malayi, 1257 nucleotides long. RefSeq lists its product as uncharacterized. Gene Ontology annotation, molecular function: protein binding. Lineage: Eukaryota; Metazoa; Nematoda; Chromadorea; Rhabditida; Onchocercidae. The transcript has 10 exons. The coding region runs from base 1 to 1257 and encodes 418 amino acids. The record is from RefSeq and is a predicted model, not a curated record.
AUGAACGAUGAUGUUUUCGUUGUUGUCAAAUAUGAUUACAAUGCACAAGAAGAAGGCGAACUUACAAUUAAAAAGAACGAAAGACUUAAAUUAAUUGAUGACUCCAAGAAUUGGUGGAAAGUUGUAAACGAAGAAGGCAUCGUUGGUUUUAUUCCAUCGAAUUAUGUUCGCAAAGAAUCAUUUGUGGAAAAAGCAAAAGGAACAAUUAAAGGGUUUGGCAAGACGAAAUCAAAAAGCAAAACAGCUGAUUUCAAUCAGGCUUCCUCUUCAGAGCUCAUUAUCAGUCGUCCAGCAUUAGCCGCUGUUUCUGGAAAUGGUAGUUUCGAAAAUGGUUUCAGUAGAUCAGUUAAAGUGGGUGGAGUAAUGUCACAAGCUGUUGCAAAAUAUUCUUAUGAACCACAGCGAGAAGAUGAAUUAAGGUUAUGCAAAGGUGAUGUUGUUACAGUUCUUGAGAAAAGUUCCGACGGCUGGUGGAAAGGAAAGUGCCGAGAACAAAUGGGAUGGUUUCCUUCGAAUUAUAUUGACGAAUCUCCUUCAAAUACUUUUUCGACUCCAAAGACUAAUAUCGAAAUAGGGAACGGUCUCAACAAGCCUCAGAAUGGACUCAUCAUGUUGCCUUUGCAAAGGGUCCUUGAAGUAGUCGUUGCAUUAUAUUCAUUUGAAGCCCAAAAUGCAGAAGAAUUAUCAUUCUAUAAAGGAGAGCGUUUGGAAAUUAUCGAUCAUCCAGCUCAUGAUCCAGAAUGGUGGAAAGCUCGAAAUGAAAAAGGUUGUACAGGACUUGUACCAACAAAUUAUAUUGAGGUAGUGGAUUCAAAUCCGGAUCCAAAUGUGAAUCAUUUUGUUUCGUCCGUGUCAGAGCGGAGAUUGAAAGCUCCAUCUAGUAACAACGGAAUUACUUCAGCAAUUAGAAAUGGCAGCAAUUCUCGACUCACUGGUCCUUAUGCAAAUCAACCAUGGUAUUAUGGAAGAUUGUCACGUGACGAGACUGAUGCAUUAUUGAAUGCCCGUGGUGUCAAUGGUGAUUACUUGGUUAGGGAUAGUGAAAGUAACCCAGGUGAUUAUUCGAUUUCACUGAAAGCAGCAGGUCGUAAUAAGCAUUUUUGGGUACAAGUGGAUACUACGAACAAAUCUUUUAAAAUAGGCACUCGAACAUUCAUAACUAUGGAUGAUCUAUUGAAACAUUAUAUGGCAAGUCCAAUUUAUACAAAUGAUAAGACCAAUGAACGAUUGUUUCUGAUUAAACCGCUGCCAAGAUGA